GCCAGUGUCCGCAGGCGGCGGCUGGCGCGUUUGGUGCCGCGGCUGCUGGAGGGAAAGGCCUCACCUGGCGGCGGCCGGCAGAGCCGCGUUUCCUGCGGGGGCCGCUCAGUGUCCCUCCAGGUAGAACGUGGGAAGAGGGCUGCCCAGGGCCGAGGCUUCCGGAGCCGCAUCAUGGACCCACUGGAGCCGCCUGUCCCUCCUGCCCCCAGUGCAGAAGGAAAUGAAGUGAAAUACGAUACGAACAAUAACGAAGAGGAGGAGGGAGAACAGUUUGAUUUUGACAGUGGAGACGAGGCCCCGGAGGCAGACAGAGGGGCCCCGGGCGCCCCCGAGGCCGGGCACGCGGGCACUGACGCCGCCUCCACCGGCUCAGGAGGGGAAGACGGGGCCGACAUGGGUGUGCCGGCGGAACCGACCAAACUCGGGGUCCCGGCUAGAGUGAACCCCUACUCCGUCAUCGACAUCACGCCCUUCCAGGAGGACCCGCCCGCGCCCCCGGACCCCGAGGCUGAGGAGGAGGGCGUGAGCCUGCACGUUCCCAGCGGGUACUCGGUGCCUGUGCCCUGCGGCUACGCUGUGCCCUCCGGCCUGCCUGCCCUGCUGCCGGCCUACUCCAGCCCCGUCGUUGUGCGCCCCGCGUCCCCGGAGGAGGCAGCGGAAAUACCAGAAGUAGCAGAAGACGGCCAGUUUAAUUCCUUAAGUUCUGAGGACCCAGCAAACAGUGAGGAUCGGGUCCAUGCCGAAGACAGUGCCCUGGCCCGCUGGGUGGCAGAUCCCGCCAACACUGCCUGGAUGGAGAAUCCAGAAGAAGCCAUUUAUGAUGACGUCCCAAGAGAGAAUUCAGACUCUGAACCAGAUGAGAUGAUUUACGAUGACGUUGAGAACGGAGAUGAAGGUGGAAACAGCUCCAUGGAGUACGGAUGGAGUUCCAGUGAGUUUGAAAGUUACGAAGAGCAGAGCGACCCCGAGAGCAGGAAUGGGGUCCCCCGGUCCUUCCUGCGCAGCAGCCACAGGAAGCAGAUGCAGAAGCUCAUGAAGGCUGCCAAGGAGGGCACCCGGGACGGGCUGGAGAAGACCAAGGCCGCCGUGAAGCGAGGACGCUGCUUCAUCAGGACCAAGUCCUUCAUUUCUCAAGAUCAUAGGCCUGGUCUCGAAGAGGAGCAGAGCUUGUUCAUCGACGUGGACUGCAGGCACCCGGAAGCUGUCUUCACCCCGAUGCCCGAAGGCCUCUCUCAGCACCAGGUGGUCAGAAGAUAUAUUCUGGGUUCAAUUGUGGACAGUGAGAAGAACUACGUGGACGCCCUCACGCGGAUCCUGGAGCAGUACGAGCGGCCGCUGGCGGAGAUGGAGCCGCGGGUGCUGAGCGACCGGAAGCUGAAGGUGGUCUUCCACCGGCUCCGGGAGGUCCUGCAGUGCCACCGCCUGUUCCAGAUGGCGCUGGCCAGCCGCGUGGCCGAGUGGGACUCCGUGGAGAUGAUCGGCGACGUCUUCGUGGCCUCUUUUUCCAAGUCCAUGGUGCUGGACGCCUACAGCGAGUAUGUGAACAACUUCAGCACGGCCGUGGCCGUCCUCAAGAAAACUUGCUCCACGAAGCCCGCGUUUCUGGAAUUUCUAAAGCAAAGCCAGGAGUCCAGCUCCGACCGGGUCACGCUCUAUAGCCUGAUGACCAGGCCCAUCCAGAGGUUCCCACAGUUCAUCCUGCUGCUCCAGGACAUGCUGAAGAACACGCCCCGAGGACACCCCGACCGGCUGCCCCUGCAGAUGGCGCUGACGGAGCUCGAGACGUUGGCAGAGAAGUUAAACGAGAGAAAGAGAGACGCCGAUCAACGCUGUGAAAUCAAGCAAAUGGCAAAAGCCGUGAACGAGCGAUACCUGAACAAGCUUCUCAGCAGCGGAAGCCGACGCCUCGUCCGGUCGGACGAUAUGAUAGAGACCGUGUACAACGACCGCGGAGAAGUCGUCAAAACCAAAGAGCGGCGGCUGUUCAUGCUGAACGACGUGCUGCUGUGCGUCACGGUCGGCGCCCGCGCCUCCCAGGAUGGCCACGCACUGCUCUCGGCCGGCCAGAGGCACCUGCUGAAGUGGAGCGUGCCGCUGGGCCACGUGGCGGUCAUAGAGUACGGCAACACCGAGGGCGCGGCCGAGCACCCCCCCGAGAGCCUGGCCGUCGUGGCCAACGCGAAGCCACACAGAGUCCACGUGGGGCCCGGGCAGCUGUACCAGGACCUGCAGAACCUGCUUCACGACCUCAAUGUGGUUGGUCAGAUCGCGCAGCUCGUUGGGGACCUGCGGGGACACUACCAGAACUUGAACCAGGCCGUUGCGCACGACUGGACGUCGGGGCUGCAGAGGCUCAUCCUGAGGAAGGGGGAGGAGAUCCGCGCGGCCGACGGCUGCCGGGUUCAGCUGCAGCUCCCGGGCAAGCAGGACAAGUCUGGGCGGCCCACCUUCUUUACGGCCGUGUUCAGCACCUUCACGCCGGCCAUCAAGGAGUCCUGGCUCAGCAGCCUGCAGAUGGCCAAGCUCGCGCUCGGGGAGGACAACCACCUGGGCUGGUUCUGCGUGGAGGAUGAUGGAAACCAGAUUAAAAAGGAGAGACACCCCCUCCUCGUGGGACACAUGCCGGUGACAGUGGCUAAGCAGCAGGAGUUCAAGAUCGAAUGUGCCGCUUACAACCCUGAGCCCCACCCAGGGCCGGUGGGCCUGCCGGACCCGACAGCCGCAGCCCAGGGCUCCCUGUGGAUCGGAAGCUGUACCAGCCAGAUGGGCCAGAUUGCCAUCGUCUCUUUCCACAACUCCAACCCCAAAGUCAUUGAGUGCUUCAACGUGGAAUCCCGCAUCCUCUGCAUGGUGCACAUCCCCGCAGAGCGGAGCCCGGAGCCUGGCCCUGCCACGGAGCCCGGGACCACCGCUGGGAGCACGCUGGGCAUCCCCACCGUCUGCCUGGGGACGGAGGAGGGAAGCAUCUCCAUCUACAAAAGCAGCCCUGAUGCCAAGAAAGUGCGGCUACAGCAGUUCUUCACCCCUGACAAGGCCACGGUCAUGAGCUUGGCCUGCACACCACACAGCCUGUAUGCUGGCCUGGUCGAUGGGGCCGUGGCCGUCUACGCCAAGGCACAAGAUGGGUCCUGGGACUGCGAGCCUCAGAAGGUGAUCAAGCUGGGCGUGCUGCCGGUCCGGAGCCUGCUGGUGGCGGAGGACACCCUGUGGGCGGCGUCCGGAGGUCAGGUUUUCGUCAUCGGUAUGGAGGCGCAUGCCGUGGAGAGCCAGCUGGAGGCCCACCAGGAGGAGGGCAUGGUGGUCUCUCACAUGGCCGUUGCUGGCGUGGGCAUUUGGGUUGCCUUCACCUCUGGGUCCACGCUGCGCCUGUUCCACACGGAGACCCUCAAACAUCUCCAGGACAUCAACAUAGCCACGCCUGUCCACCACAUGCUGCCAGGGCAACAGCGGCUGUCUGUGACCAGCCUGCUCGUCUGCCAUGGCCUGCUGAUGGUUGGCACCAGCCUGGGACUCGUGGUGGCCCUGCCCGUCCCUCGCCUGCAGGGCAUCCCCAAAGUGACAGGGAGGGGCAUGGUCUCCUACCAUGCCCACAGCGGGCCUGUCAAGUUCCUGGUCGUGGCCACUGGGGUCCCCAAGGCAGACAAGGACAAGCCCCAGGACAGCCCGCCCCCCGGCUCGGACCCCCAGGCUGAGGACCCGAAGGAUGCGGCCCCCAGCGAGGGCGCCGGGCCCUGCCUGAGCCCCAGCAGUCCCGACGCCGUCUGGCUGGGGGGUUCGCUGGGUUCUAUGACGCACAAGAGCGACUUGUCUUCGUCGUCGGGGUCCCUGGAGCACAGGUCCGAGGACAGCAUCAUCUACGACCUCCUGCGGCACCCGGGCACCGCGCCCGGGCCAGGGCGGCGAGCCAGGAGGGCCAGGGUCAGCUCGGUGCUGGUGGCCUGCGGAGGCCAGGGUCACCGGCGCGUGGGCAGGCGGCCGCGGCAGCAGCGGCCCGAGGAGCUGGCCUCCUCCAUCAUGGUCUGGCAGAUCCCCCUGCCGCACGUGUGACGGCCGGCCCCGUCCGCACUGGUCGGGGACAACUUACAACAGCCUUCGGGGAAGAAAUGUGCAAUAUCGUGACGGUGGCGUUCCCUGCCCGGCGUCCUCCUUCACGCCGAGAGCCGGGCCGACGCUUGUGGGGAAGGCCGGAGAGGAGCAGCUGCGCGAGGGGCGGUUCUGGGGGUCCGCCCACCGCGGCCCAGCGCCAGCGCUCGACCCUCCAGGCCUCCUCCCACCCGCAGCCCGGGCCAGCGCUGAGCCCUCCAGGCCUCCUCCCACCCGCAGCCCGGGCCAGCGCUCGACCCUCCAGGCCUCCUGCCGGGCCUGCCACUCUGCCACUUAGGGACUUGGCGAGCUAAGAGCUCUCGGGAAAAUACAGCAUCUUCAGUGGCGUAGGGAUUUAUUAACAAUUCUUAAAAUAACUUUCUGGAUUCGGAUUCACUACUUUUAUUUAUAUUGUAUGUCUUUUAAAUUCCAGAGUAGAAUUUGUGACAUGAAGAAAGGCAGGUAACAGGGACCAGUCCAAGGGUGUUUCUCGCUUUCUGACGUGAGCUGGGUUUUCCAAAGUGAGACGAUGUGCGUAUUGUAUAUUUUAACAAAGUAGUAUUUUUAUAUUGCAUUUUUUCUAUUAAAAAUUAACAGCUAAUGCUUUAGUGAAUAUAUUAACUGUAACAUUUCAUAAAUAAUGUUUGCUUUGAACCAAAAUGCUCAGUGCCUGUCAACAUUCAGACUCUGGCGUCGACGCCAGAUUUUCUCCCCGUCAGUAGCAUGGACGGGACACGUCUCCGUCUCGCAGGAAAUGCGUAGCGAGUGUGCGUUGACUCCUUGAUGCUGUUUCUGGCACCUGUUGACGUGAACGCUGUUUCUAGGGUGCGUGCUGAGUGACUCCUGGUCCCGGGGCCUGUGGCUGUGCCAUUCCUGGGAGUGGGACAGGCACAGAGAGGCCCCCCCACCCAAGGGCCUGCCAUUGCACAAGUUUGUUUCUGCCGCCUGCAGCCAGCGGGGGUGUUGCAGUCGCAAGGGGCCAGUGCAUCCCUGCACUCGCCGUGAACUCAGCUCUGCUUCCUGGUGGUGACAGAACUCACCCAGCACUCACCAGAAAUAGCUUUCUUAGCACUUUACAGGUGACUAAAAAUGCUAAUUUUGUGACUCAGCCAAAUAUUCUCCAAGGUGCUUGUCUUGCCCUCACGUGACAGGAACUCCCCCCCGGCUGUCCUAAACUGUUGGCUGCUAUCGUAUCUCAUAAAUAAAGUCUUUUUAUUUAAAA
This is a messenger RNA of Miniopterus natalensis, 5305 nucleotides long. The record is from RefSeq and is a predicted model, not a curated record. Lineage: Eukaryota; Metazoa; Chordata; Mammalia; Chiroptera; Miniopteridae.